CAAACACAAAGCACAAUUGCACAAACGCAAGAAGCUCAACAAGACAAGAAACUGAGGCAAGACCAAGAAGAAGAGGAGGAAGAAGAAAAAGGCCUAGAACAAGAUGGGAGGCGAAGGCAGCACAAGCCCAGCGCCUGGGGGAGCCGCCUGCGCGGUCUGCGGCGGCGCCGCGGUGGUGUACUGCGUGGCGGACGCUGCGGCGCUCUGCAGCCCCUGCGAUGCCGCUGUCCACGCCGCAAACCUGCUGGCGUCGCGCCAUGAGCGCGUGCCUCUUUCCAUGGCCGCCGUGCCGUCCGCAUCAGGCGCGUACGACGACCUGUUCGCGCCCGACGACGUCGACGCGGCGGCGCCCGCGCAGGCGCAGGGGCUGGGCAGCCCCCGGAACGGCAGCUCGUCGGCGAGCUUCACCACCAGCGGCGACAGCGGCGCGGAGGGCAGCAGCCUGUUUGACUUCGACCUGCUGUCUGGCGUGGACCUCGCGGCCUGUGUCACGGACGGCGUGGCGCCCCUCCACCACGACGACGCUGCACCGCUGUGGGCGCAGCCUGGCCUGGCCGUCGCGUGGGCGACCGCGUGGUCUCCGGCGGACUCCGCCGCCGCCGUAGUCGCCGCGGCGGCGGAGCGGGAGGCGAGGGUGCAGAGGUACCGCGAGAAGCGCAAGAACCGCAGGUUCCACAAGACCAUCCGCUACGCGUCCCGCAAGGCCUACGCCGAGGCGCGGCCGAGGAUCAAGGGCCGCUUCGUCAAGCGCGCCGCCGGCACCUCCUCCUCCUCCUCCUCGGGCGCCGGCACACCCGACGACGGCAACGACGCCACGGGCGCCGCUGCCAAGUUCUGGCUCUCCUUCUCCGACGACGCCAGGGACGGCUUCUACGUGGACGCCGGGGCCUACGGGGUCGUGCCAAGCUUCUACAGAGUUCGUUCCGAACAACUCACAAGCUGAAGAAAGCCUUGGAAAUGGUCACCGCAGGCUCACAUCGCUUCUGGCCGGCGGUGGCGUUCGCCCAGCUUGAAACAAGCUAAGAAAUGGGCGCGCGCCAAUGGCGCCUUCGUUCUUGUUUUGUGUCGUGCCGUCAUUCAUGCGGGUAGCAUUCGUGGUGAAAUUCGGCCAUCGCUAUUUUUUUUUAAUGAUGGCUCGGAAUUUCGACCCCAUUUUAAUGUCUAUAUAUGUAGAUGUAGCUGUGUUCAUCCAUUGUUUUAGAGUUUUGAAUUUCUACUACAAGAUCAAUUCCAUGCAUGGUGAUCCCAAUCUUAUGCCAACGCCACUAUUGUGUCCAACAAUUGUAGGAUUCUGCAUCACUAUUUUGUUCCGGUCUCCAAAGAUGAUGAAUUGAUGAUGAAGCACUUGAUGUAAACGUGGAUUUGAUGUGGUAAAUAAAAGCCACUUCCCACUAGUGAAAUAGAUGAUUACUGGCUUACUGC
Molecule: messenger RNA, 1422 nt
Organism: Zea mays
Lineage: Eukaryota; Viridiplantae; Streptophyta; Magnoliopsida; Poales; Poaceae
Product: Zinc finger protein CONSTANS-LIKE 5
Exons: 1
Coding region: 104-943 (279 amino acids)
Biological process (GO): regulation of flower development
Cellular component (GO): nucleus
Molecular function (GO): protein binding; DNA-binding transcription factor activity; zinc ion binding
Source: RefSeq, marked predicted